Messenger RNA from Truncatella angustata, 809 nucleotides. RefSeq lists its product as uncharacterized. The record is from RefSeq and is a predicted model, not a curated record. The coding region runs from base 316 to 723 and encodes 135 amino acids. NCBI's taxonomy places the organism in Eukaryota, Fungi, Ascomycota, Sordariomycetes, Amphisphaeriales, Sporocadaceae. The transcript has 3 exons.
AUCUUCUUCUACUACAACCCUUGCCGAUAAUUGACAAGGGCAGUUGAAUUAUGCCUGCAACCAUAGUAUUGCCUUUUGGACUUCCAGGAUACGAAAUGUACACCUGGGCCAAUAAACGGCAGAUAGCUCCCCUACGUUAAACAUCGUAUAUAAGUUUGUGCGGACAAGUAUUUAGGUAUGUGCGACCAUGUCAAAUGACAGCUACGACAUAAUUCAGCGUACACGAAUUGCCACGUCAUCAGGUGCCUUCGUGAUCAAUUUACAAUCGCAUCCGUAGGGAACCUGCCAGUCCAAUAUUGUACUCUAUCCGUGGUUAUGGGACUAGAGAAUCUCCCCAUUGCAAAUCCGACUUCCAGAGACAUCACGGUUGUCGUUCUCAACCACACUGAGGAUGGACUCGACCUAGAUCCCGAGUCCAGACACCUCUACUGUGGACAGUGGGAGCCCUCAACCUCGCUACCACCCCAGUCGAUCCGCCCCAGAGAAAGUGUCCUAUGGCAAUGUAAAUCAACGGGGAUAGGACGAGGCGUUGAGGGCUCUGUCACGUACAGGAUGUCAGGCGCGGUACCCCACGAUAAAGUUAGAUUUUGUUGGAAGAUACGCUACUUCGGGCUAAACCACUACGAAGCAGCGGUUACACGGGAUGGAUAUGGAGUCAGAGUGUUGGGUGGUGAAGGGGAUCAUGCUGUGGUUGUAUUUGUUUUUGGUCCCACCACCGCAUGACCCCAACUAACUUUCCCAAGAAUUUUAGGUAGCACAGUGGAUUCAAACACCGCGAUGCUUGGUAUUUAGCUUUUGUUAAAUUGAGA